AUGUCCAAGGCGGGCGCAUCUUCACGCGUGCGGGCACCUGGGUCGAUGGAUCCGGUCACCUAUGGGAAAGCGACCCGUCAAAUCAUAUUUGAGAAGUCGAUUAACCCAGGCUGGGCUCCUUAUAACCAGCAUAUCCGCCGUGCGUUAGGUUUUCGUGAAAAGAAUGCAGGUGGCAAAGGCCGACCGGUGUUUGCCUCCGAAAACGUUAAUCAACUCUACGGUGAGCUUGACGACAUGGCGAAGAAGCUUCCCAACCACAGCCAACAAGAGCUUAAGAGAGCAUGGGAGAAGCAGACUUACACGAAAGACGUUAGGCGCCUGGUCGACAAUUACGGGGAGAAGAUCUGGGGUGAUUCUCUUAAGGACCGCGAGCUAAGUUCAAACCCUAAGUCCCAAUUGUUGACUGCAGAGGACGGAAGCGAGGCGGGCAAUCUCUUCUACCAGUACGAGCGUCACCGAAAGUUCAUCACUCUCCAACUGGAGCACCUUCUGUUCAUGAAAGCCAUCGCCGUCUAUCAUAACUACCAUGGACCAUCGGCACCAAGGUCGGCGGCGGAGUCUAGACCAGUCUCCACGCGGAGCACGCGCCCGGGAGCUUCGAAACCACGGAAGCGGAGCUCAUCGGUGGCGCGCUACAUAUUCACUUUUCGUCUACCCUCAGAUAAGAUGCGGGCAGUCUUAUGCCGUACCUCGAAACGUAUCGCGGAGAAGAAGCGUGCGCGCGACGCAGCAGGCAGACUGCUCUAUGAAGUAACUGGUGAGAGCGACAACGAGUGGACUCCGACGAAGAGGAGGCGACCAUCUCAACGAUAUCCGAGGCUCAGUGCCAGCGAUGUGACCGACGACGAUUCCUCCGCAAGCGAACAGUCUGUUGAAGGUGACGAAAGCUCGACCGCCGGAAGGAAUGGGAGCGAUGGAGCCUUGGUAGUUGGACCUGUAUCGGAAGAGGUCAAGCGAAGCAUGAGAAUGGACAUGGCAGUAUCUCUCUACAGCGAGUUGUGUCACGAGGAUGAUGGAAGCCACAAUAAACUCCCCGAUGCCAAUUCGAUGUUGGUGGCAUCCAAACGCUUGGACAAUGUCAUCCAUACUCUGCGGAGGCAGGAUGAAGACAAGCUCCGCAAAUCUCUUGGGGGCUCAUUCCAGCAGGACCUACGAACAUUGGAUGCCUGGCUUUCUUGGAGGGAGGGUUGCUGGUUGCUCUCUGAGGCCACUGGGAUACACCCUUUUGGCGGCCAGCCGACGCCGCGCUUCACGGUGGGACAAUGGAACAACAUGUUCGGUGGGGGAGAGAAGUGUCGCAGAAUCCACCAAACACUUCUGAAAUGCGGUCAAAUCGCCUUGGGCAUCCACGACGGAAAAGACGAGAAGACCUUGAGUACUGCCAGUUCGUUGGCGCGGGUCUUCGCAGCGAUGGCCGAGAGCCCGAUGCUUGAACAAAGCCUUCCGAAUCACAUCGUUGCCCACAACAAGUUGCUGUCCUCUUGGAAAAUGGACUUUUGGUUGUAG
This is a messenger RNA of Paraphaeosphaeria sporulosa, 1506 nucleotides long. RefSeq lists its product as uncharacterized. The record is from RefSeq and is a predicted model, not a curated record. The transcript has 4 exons. Lineage: Eukaryota; Fungi; Ascomycota; Dothideomycetes; Pleosporales; Didymosphaeriaceae. The coding region runs from base 1 to 1506 and encodes 501 amino acids.